AUGACCUCCUCCCUCAGAAAUUCGUUGCAUAGGCGAAAUCAUAAAGAGCGCUCGCAGCUCUCUCAUCGCGCAAAAUUUGGCAUUUUAGAAAAGCACAAGGACUAUGUCCAACGUGCACGGGAUUAUCACUCCAAGCAGGAUCGUAUAACGCGCCUGAGGCAGAAGGCAGCGGAUAGGAAUAAGGAUGAGUUCUACUUUGGGAUGAUCAAGGAGAGGACGGUGCAGGGGGUACAUGUCAAGGAUAGAGGGAAUGUUUCUAUGCCUAUGGAUAUGGUUAAACUCCUCAAGACACAAGAUGAGGGUUAUGUUCGGACAAUGAGAGCCAACGGAAUCAAGAAAAUUGAGAGGAUCAAGAGCCAACUUACUGCAUUGGCUAAUCUCAUCGCCCCGCAGGAUGAUAACAUAGAGGAUGACGGCGAGGACGCGUUGGACGAAACCGACCUGGACACACUCCGAGAAGCAGGUGUUAUACCCCCAGAAACAAAACGGCGUCUACCCCCACGUCAUAUUAUCUUUGCUGGGAAUGAGACGGAAGCAAAACAGUUAUCUCAGCAGCGAUCUUUAAACCAAGUCAAAACCACGACCGAAGUGGAUGUCGAACGGGCUGAAGUUGACCUCGGCUGGAAGACUAUGGAAAGUGCAUCUUCUCGACGGAGACGGAAAAACAAAACUUCAGCAGGUGCAUCAACGGAUAUUGUUGAGGAGACUGAAGAAAUACGGCAACUUAAUGUGCAAAACCGGAAGCGCCUCCUAAAAGAACUCGCUGCCCGACUAAAACGCGACACUCAAUUACGGUAUACACAGCGUGAACUAGAGAUGCAAAGACUUUUGGCAGGCAAAGGAGGUCGGCGAAAGCUGCGUGGCGUUGAAGAAGUGGGAGCUGAGAACAACGAUGAAGAUGAGGAUGAAAUAGACAACACGGUAGCUGCCAAGGCAAGCAAAGCGGAUGAAAAGACUUACAAACCUCGGGUAUAUAAGUGGCGUAUAGAAAGAAAACGAUAG
Messenger RNA from Suillus subaureus, 1002 nucleotides. Its product is annotated as small-subunit processome. The transcript has 4 exons. Gene Ontology annotation, cellular component: small-subunit processome; nucleolus. The coding region runs from base 1 to 1002 and encodes 333 amino acids. The record is from RefSeq and is a predicted model, not a curated record. Lineage: Eukaryota; Fungi; Basidiomycota; Agaricomycetes; Boletales; Suillaceae. Gene Ontology annotation, biological process: rRNA processing.